AAGAUGGCCGCCGGGAGGACGAACAGCAGGUUUCUGCAUCCGGCGGGCGCGAGCGUUGCCGCGGCGACGAGGAAGAGCAGCUCGAGGGUCGGGACGAAGCCGACGAAGCAGACGACGUCUGUAAGCAACACGAGGGCAGCGGCAGCAGCAGCAGCAGCAGCAGGAGGAGGAGGCAUGGCAUCAGCAGCAUCAGUACCAGCUGGCAUCAGGGGCAAGAGCCCCAGCAGCAGUCCGCUCAGUAAGCAGGCGAAACCUGCAAGCCUCUCUACCGCUGCAAGGAAGCCGUCCCCGCAGAAAACCGCCGCUGCUAACACCAACAACAAGAAUCUGCCGGCAGCCACGAAGAAACGGUGACGGCAGGGAACGCGGCUGUUGUCGUCGUGGACGGCCGAAUGUAACCGACUCAGGUUUAGUAUGCGAACGAAGGCGUAUGCUGUUUAAGAACGGUGGCAGACUUGGUCUAAAAGCGUGAGGGUGAGGGUUAUGCCAACACAGGUUUUGGCUGGAGAAGUUGUGACACCGCACCAUGAUGGCCAUGUAGUGAUGCUGUAACCAUGGUAACGCUGGCAUCUCGCGCACAUGUGUUCCACCUGCAUACUAUAUCGCUCACGGUCUGUUGUUAAAAAAGGCAGCUAUUGUUUCUGGUGUCAAUUAUAAUUUGACGUGGACGGGUUGUGGAGUGUAGAACCUGAUUGACUCAGCUGAACACCAGCUGUUUACUUAACCAUCAUACAACUACCUGAUAUGUCAUGUAACUAACUACCUAGGUUGUCAUGCAACAACUUUUUUUUUAUAAUGUCCUUUAUUUCCAGAAACAC
Molecule: messenger RNA, 818 nt
Organism: Priapulus caudatus
Lineage: Eukaryota; Metazoa; Priapulida; Priapulimorpha; Priapulimorphida; Priapulidae
Product: 30S ribosomal protein S3-like
Exons: 2
Coding region: 4-354 (116 amino acids)
Source: RefSeq, a predicted model, not a curated record